Uranotaenia lowii is the source of this 4799-nucleotide messenger RNA. It is a transcript of the gene Als2, whose product is annotated as alsin homolog. The transcript has 7 exons. The record is from RefSeq and is a predicted model, not a curated record. Bases 312 to 4475 code for a protein of 1387 amino acids. NCBI's taxonomy places the organism in Eukaryota, Metazoa, Arthropoda, Insecta, Diptera, Culicidae.
AAAUCAAAACAAUUUUGCUGCGGGUUGCUUUCGAUUUUCUCGUAUUUUUGCACUUUGCGUAUAGAUAACAGCGUAAUAUUUUGUGAUUUUGCAGAGUUUUCAUUGUGUGCUUAUCGGAGUUAAAAUCUUAUCUUCCGAAAGAGUGUGAAAAAGUUACAAGAAAACCAGCUUGUCCGUAAUAAUAAAACAAGAAAGGUAUCCAUAAAGAUGUGAUAUCAUGUACAGGAGUUUUCCCGGAAGUGAAAUAACAUUUUCAUAAUGGUUUAGAAGAUAAAUUAAAAUAGGUGAUUCUCAUAAAUUUGACUACAAAGAUGUCCGAGAUCUCUUGGUUUUCAGCUUUCGCAGAGCUGAACGAAGAGGGCAGGCUCCGAGUUGUUCCGGACGUAGAUCAUCCCCUUCGAUAUGCUACCAAGCUAAAGACAUCCGGAGAGUAUCAAUUGUUGCUAACCGUAGACGGAAAUUUAUUUAUCGGGGAGCAUCACGUUCGCGAGAAAAGCAUUCAAUUCGUCCUGCUCCGGUCAGACGUGUCCGACUUCGAUACCGAAGGCAACUGGAUCUAUGUGGUAGAUCGAGCGGAAGGAAAAGUGUUCCAGGGAAAAAAUGACUCGAUUGGCGAAUGGACUCCCCUUUUCGAAGAGUGCAAUGAGAAGUUCAAUCAUAUUUGCUGCAACAACAAUGGGCUGCUGCUGACAACAUCCGUAUCCGGUCAGCUCUGCGCCAUGGGAGAUUUCGGGAAUGUGUUCCAGCAUGAGGCACUUGCUCCGGUCAAAGAAACCUCCAACAUGACGGUGGUUCAGAUGUCCGCCGGAAUUGAUUUCGUUGUACUCUGCCAUCGGAAUCGGUCCAAAACGCAGGACAGUCGCAGCCCUUCUAUCGCAGAAAAGAAACAGAUUGGGUGUAUGGAUUGGAGAAAUAUUUACGAAGAUCGUCAGUUUGGCAAACCGUCAGCCGGAUAUGACGAAUCGGGCAGUGCCUUUGGCCGGAUGAUUCACGAAACAGGUGUGGCGAGCUUCGGUAAAGUUAAUAAAGGACAACUAGGCACUGGAGACCACAUACGCCGGGACAAAAUCGUCCACCUGAAACUGAACAACGUUGCCAAGCUGGUAACCGGUUGUGUCCACUCGGCGGCUCUCACCGUCGAAGGAUCUCUCUACCUCUGGGGUGAUUCCGAAAUAAACCAAGCCACCCCGGCUCCAGAUUCCAGCAGCGCAUCCUCGCUAACCAGUGGCAGCACCCCAUCCAUGUUCGGAAAGUCCAAGCAAAUGCUCGACGUGGCAUGUGCCAACUUUCAAACCUGUGUCGUAACAAAUGAUCUGCAGAUCUGUGAUAUUCGAUCAGAUGAGGCGCGCAUGAACUACGAAUGCGCCGAUAGGAAACGCUUCGGGGAAAUGCUCGAUGGGUUGAAUUUGGAUGACGUCCCGCUCGUUUUGACGAGUCACAGUUUGGUUAUAGUAAAUCACAUGCCAAUCAAUAAAGAGGGCUUGAAAAUUUACAGUAAGGAACAGCAAACGGUUCAGAAAUUGCUAAAGCAAAACUUUCUCGCGAAAAAGUUAGGCCAGGAACCCUCUCUUCGCGUCUUCUACAAAGCAUGUGCUCAAAUGUUUUACUUGUAUUUAGUAAAUCUCAAAGCGCUGAAAAAAUUCCUGUUCGAGAAUGAUCUUACCAAGAUCGUGUCACUACUUCUACAUGACGAAUAUUUGCACCUGUAUAGAAUCGUUGUCAAAAGCUUCUGCGACAGUGAAUGUCUCGGACUGAUUGGGGAACAGGAAGAAACACUGCUACAAACAUUCCUAGAAAAUGUAAAAAAUUCUAUCGAGUUGAUCGAAAUUCUAGUCAAUGGAAACAAAAAUCUGAACGAAGAAAUUGAAACAAGGUUGCUCAACAUUAAAAGCGAUUGGCUGAAAUUCACCAACGAAGAAGUCCCGGAACAAAUGGGCAAACUCAUGAAAAUGACCAAAGACUUUUGGUGUAAAGACGAUAAUCUGAGGUGGUUUUCUCUUAAACAAGCCGACCGAAGGGUUGUCCUGGACUCGGUCCAAGUUCCUCUGAAGUUGCUCGAAGUAAAUCUUUUUUCGUCAUCGCCACGUUUUGUUCUUUUUUCCGACGUACUGACCUACCUGUCCGGGAUCAAUCUAAUCAUUUAUCCGUUGAGACUGAUAUGGAUAUCGACCGCCGUUAGAACUGUGCUCAAAAAUAGAGACAAGGACAAGCUGCGAUUCAUAGUUAAUAUAAUAACCCCGGAGGAAGUAAUCCACUGUUACACGCUUAACUCUUCCGAUAAGCUAGUCUGGAUGAACAGUUUGAAAACGCACAUAAUGAGAAAUUUGGAGAAGGAUCCAACCGAAAAACAAUCCAUGUACCGUUGGGAAAAGUACAAGUUCAGUGCGAAGCAUCCAAAGUUCAGCGACAUGGAAUACACCGGAAUAUGGAAGAUGGGACAGGUGGAUGGCAUUGGAGAGCUGCGAUCUACGGAACGCACUUACAAAGGCGAGCUAUAUCGCGGGGACAUUACCGGGUACGGUUGCAUGAACCGGACCCAAUGUGGCAUUGGGACCAUUUAUGAAGGCGACUUUAUUCAGGGCAAAUACGAAGGUUACGGCAAGCUCAAAUCGAUCAGUUGGCAUACUUCCCACUAUUUCAAGUAUCGCGGUUACUUUCGGGGCGAUAAGUACAACGGAUUUGGAGCACUCACCACCAGCUCGUACCAGUACAACGGGGAUUUCGUCAACGAUGCCAAGGAAGGUUUCGGGGUAGUGGAUGAUACGCUUAACGGAAUAAAGUAUAUCGGGAUGUUUACCAAUGAUCGCAAGCAUGGCAGCGGUAUUCUGAUAACCACCAACGGGACGUACUACGCCGGUUUAUUCAGUAACGAUAUGUUAGUGAGCUCGGCCGAUGGAUUGGCCAUUUUUCCCAAUGGUACAUAUUACCAGGGUGAACUCACCAUUGAUGGUCCCUGCGGGAAGGGGAUUUUCUAUUAUCCAGAGAAGGAGAUGCCCUCCGAGACCUUUGAGUUAGACGAUAGGAAUGUAAAAAUGAGCGGCCACACGUUGUCCGGGAGCUUUUCGGGUACUUGGGAAACCGUCAAAGUAUCUAACGGCUCUAUGACAAUGUACGCCCAAUUCAACAAAGUUCCAAUUUUGGACCUUAAAAUCAAUGCAGAGCGCAAGUGGGCUUCCAUCUUCAACUGCUUCCACAUUUCACUGUUUGGCACCUGUGAUAUAGGAACCAUUCGCAAUAUGGAUGUGAAAAAAAUCUGGAAUCGAAUAGCCGUCCACAUAAAUCGUGCCAAGCGAAAAGACCAAUUGAAGACCAACAAAUUUGAAACGCGUUUUGCCGAACUGGACGAUCAAUCGGCGGAACGAAUAUGUCUAAGCGGCUAUCGAAUGACCAAUUAUUCUACUGCUUCCCUGCGCUCCAGUAUAUCGGAUUCUCGCCUAACGCUUAACUCAAACCCCAACGAGCCAUCAUCAGUAACGCCCAGUGAUUCAAUGGUAGCUUUAGACAAUCUGUCGAUACGAAGUUUUAACUCUUUCAUGUCCCGGGAAAACGAUGACGAUUUCCUACUGAAUACCGGAGGACCCAACGAUCGGUCUUCGCCAUCACGAGACCUAGAUAUUGUACCUGACUUUUGUGUUAAUACUAUGGAGCGGAAGGAUUUGGAACAGCUGCGGGAAUACCUGGAGCUAGCAUUUCAAAACAGCUUCCAUCCACUGCAUCAGCUGUAUGAAAAAUUGUCCAACUGUUUCUAUUCCACGUACAGCUGCUGGAAGUUCACGCCACAUUCGAUACUCAGCGAGCCGGCCAUGAACGAGUGGAUAUCGAUAGUCAGCCGCAUCUAUACGUUGGUACUGACCGUUAUGUUCCCUGCGCUACCGAAGGAUUCCAUCGUAAUCGAUGACGAACUUUUAUCAUAUCAAUCAUUGCUGUUUCCUAUCCUGAUGACCCAGGGCAUUUAUUCGGCCCUUUUCGUCCUGUACGCUAGCAAGUGUAGCAAAAAUGAUGAAAUCUACCGUCAAAGGAUACUCAUUUGUGAGAAGAAAACGGACGAGAACCUGAUUCAAUUGUUAGAUAUCAAUAGAAACCUCGCACCCGUUAUUAUCAGUCAGAAAUACCAAAAAGCAAUCGAAAGCCUGAAUCGGUUCAAGGAAAAGUGCUGUCCUAGCGAAAUGAUGAAACAUAUCAGUGAAGCCUUUUGUAUGGUCGAUCAGGCGAGCAAGGAGCAUGCUCCCAAAAUGGACAUAACGGCGGACAGCCUAGUAGAGCUAACAAUACUGCUGAUCAUCAAGGCCAACAUUCCCCAGCUGGGUGCCGAAAUCAGUCUGCUCGAGGAUCUGCUCCAGAACGACCAGUUCGUCGGUGGCUAUCGGUGGAACACCCAGCAGGACUACUGCCUGACCACGCUGAAGGCAUCCUACCAGCAUAUCAUUAGCGAUAACUUUUUCGUCAACAAAAUGUUCGAAGCCAGCUCACCAUAGAAGAUCAUCAGAUUCGCUAACUGUAUGCAGGUUCCUAAAAUUGAGGUAAAAAGUUUAUUAGGAUCGGAGUGUUUUGUAAAUUUUUGUGAAAUGUGAAGCGAUUUAGAGCUUUAAAUCGUGCAGAACUCAAGCAUGUGUCUCAGAUUCAAACCUAAAAAAUCAAUAUUAAGUGAGAAAUCUUUUGAUGUAGAUUACUUCAGUCUUAGCCGCCAAGAGGGCUAAGUUUUGUCGACAAACCAAAAUAACCACCCUGUUACGUUUGCUUCAAUCAUUUCGAAGUUAAGUUUGCCUAGUCUGAUGUCGAUAUAUUGUAAAAUUAUAGAA